Symbiodinium sp. CCMP2592 is the source of this 1560-nucleotide messenger RNA. Lineage: Eukaryota; Dinophyceae; Suessiales; Symbiodiniaceae. The record is from the annotation of a GenBank genome assembly.
AUGCUCGAUGUGGCCAAGGCUUGCGAGUACCUGCACGCCCAGGAAAUCAUCCAUGGAGAUCUCACCUCCAACAAUGUGCUACUUCAGACGAGGCCGACUUCGGAUCCUCAGGAGCUCGACUUCGUCUGCAAGGUCUGCGACUUCGGGCUUGCCAGGGUGCUGGAGGAAGGCGUCUCGACGCUUCUGACCUCCCAGCUUGGCACAGUCUCCCACAUGCCACCGGAGUUGAUCCGGAUGGAGAACAGAAGGUUAACGAAGAAGGUGGACGUCUACGCCAUGGGCAUCCUCCUUUACCAAGCCUUGCUUGGAAGACUUCCGUUCGCGGGAAAGAUGGCGCCGCAGAUUAUCAUCUUCAUCGCCAGCGGGAAGAGGCUCGAACUCGAUGAGCAGGUGGCAGAAGAUGUUCGGCAGAUUUUUUCGGAUUGCACUGCAACGCUUCCGGAAGAAAGGCCGUGUGCCGAGGCCUCCCCGUGUUCGGCCCGGGUGAAUUCUCACCCUGACGAUGGGCGAGCGCACCGCACAAUGAAGCUCCUGUUUGCACUGGGGUUCCUUCGCGAAGCUCGUGGCAUCGCAUUGCAGACGUCCCAUGGCCAAGGCUUUGCGCCGGCCAAUGGUGCUCCAUACUUCGUCUCGGAAGAGCUCGAGAAGCUACCAGAACCCCACGAGGACAUGAUGGCGGCUGAGUACCUUGUGGCUCGCACGAACCACGUCACGACAAAGUUCGAGAAGGGUCCAGCCCACGCCUGCGAUGAUGGGGAGCAUGCCAGCAAAAACAGGUGUCUCACUGUGGAGAACCGCAACUGCAUGUGGGUUCGGCUUCACAGUCACGACCCGCGGCCACUCGUCCCCAAGGAGAAGGCCUACUGCAUGCCCUGCGAGAUGGAUGGCGUUGACCUACCUUGCUGGAACUCCGGCGCCUGGCUCGGCGGCAGCCAGGUAGUGGAGUGCGAGAUGUCCUGUUUGCACCAGAAAAGAGUGAUGCAGCCGCAGUACUCUUGUACUGAUUAUACUGGGGUGGACAGCCAGACCUCCUGCUUCAGCCGUGGAGACCAGACCAACUCCAGGUGCAUGUUCAUCUCAUACAAGGAUCAGUCAGGAGCCACCAAGUCGUCCUGUGCUCCCUGUGAGCUGGCGGGUAUUGGGAACAUCGACUGCCCGGCGAUGGGCGGUAAAGGUCCGGAGGACAACUCAACAGUUGCCGCCUGUGCCAGCCAGUGUGAGGCCCCUCGCCCGGACUCGGGCGUGACCUUGGCCCCUGCAGUUGCUAAUCCAGGCCUCAGCCGGGUCGCAUCGAGUCCAGAGGAGAUGGUCUCUGCGCCCGUCUCGCCACCACUGCCCCCAGCAGAAGGGGAAACAGCCCUGGCUACCAGAGCUCAGGUCGCCGACCGCAUGACUACAACAACUCCCUAUGGCAAAGCCCCCGAGUACUUUCCCAUGGUUGUCUACCGCAGCCCCGGCGACGCAGCGGCCACGAAGCUCCCGGCGGUGGGCAAUCCGGACUUGCCCUGGCCGGUAGAGCUGCCGGCGCUGCUGCAGGAGUCCGGGCGGCUGCAGCGAUGA